UGUGGAGUGGCAUGUGACGGCAGCGUUUCUGUGCAAUACGAUAGCCUAUAUACGCCUGGUUUCGAGCUGUCAUGUACAGCGGUUAUUCCUCCGGACGGCACUGUGCCGUCGUCGGUUGCACCAACAACCAACGUAAACGCAAGCUUCUUUUACAAGAACGUUGUGAUAUUCAUCAGCGCCAACGACACGAUUGCAUGUGCGGGGUGUACUCGCUGCACGCGUUUUCUGUUGCCGCCGAGAAACGACGACAGUGGAUAAUCGCUUUGAACAGGAAGGACUUCGUGCCAAGCAAGUUUUCACGAGUAUGUUCUGUACACUUCAUCGACGGAAGACCAACGAACAUAAAUCCAUGCCCCAUGUUGAAGCUGGGAUACCCAAGAAAGGUGACACAUGGGAGGAGGCCGGUCCUUAGGGUGCUUCAGGCCACUGUUAGCAAUGCACCAGGAGAGCCUGCAAACCGUGGGGUCGGCCAUGAACCAUGCACGUCGUCGUCUUCAACCUUUGCAAGUAAUGCUGAAUGUGAGCCCCAUGAUGCUACACCAUUCGAAGAGGCAGGUGACCAUGGUCAACAUGUUGGCCCCCUUGACCUUCGUUGCAUGAAGUCCUUGCUACAAAUAGAAAGCAGCUCUGAUAGGCACGAAAAAUGGAGUCACCAGAGUUGCCAAGUUCAACCUACAGUUCGUGAUAUUGGGACGCAGUGGGAAGACCCCUACAACAGCAUAAGAGAGGAACAUUCGUAUGCUGCUCUGCGUGUGAUGACGACAUCUUCAGAAACACAGACAGUACAGAAGACACCUUCUGAAGAUAUGUCAGAAGCUCUUUGCUGUUUCUACACAGGACUUAGCCUCGAUGGCUUCUGGAAGCUCGUGACGACAGUGAGUCUGGCUGCCCAGACUACCAUCACAAUGAAUGUGGGUGAUCAAGUAUUGUUGACCCUAAUGAGGCUACGGCUCGGGUUGUUGUACUUUGACCUGGCAAUACGGUUUGGCAUCUCACUUGCCCAAGCAGGAAAAAUAUUCAGAGAAAUGCUUGGUAUUCUAAGUGGCAUAAUGAGGAAUGUUGUAGUGUGGCUACCAUUAGACACAAUUCUUGCAACUACGCCGUCACAGUUUACGUCUAGCGGAUAUGGCAACACCAGCUGCAUCAUCGACUGCACAGAGGUUCCAAUGCAACGGCCCAAGAGGAUUUAUUCGAGAGGGCAAACCUACAGCCACUAUAAGAGCUGCAACACCAUGAAGUUUUUGGUGGCCAUCGCACCAAAUGGAUUUAUCAUGUUCGUCUCACAUGCAUAUGGUGGGCGUGCUUCCGACAAGUUCAUUGUUGAAGAUUCCGGGUUUACAAACUACUUAUACCAGGAUCAGGAAGUCAUGGCCGACAGGGGAUUUGCUCUAAAUAACUCAAUGAAAGAAGAGGGAGUCAAGCUGAAUAUUCCAGCUUUUUCAAGAGGCAAGAGCCAGUUUUCUGAGGCAGAAGCGACAGUGUCCAGGAGAAUUUCUAGACUGAGAAUCCAUGUUGAGCGUGCGAUCAAUCGCAUCAAAGUAUACAGGAUCCUGAAAGGUGCACUUCCAAUCACUCACAAGAAAUUAAUGAACAAUAUAGUUGUAGUAUGUGCAGGCCUGUGUAACUUGAAGGGUCCACUAAUCGCUCCCAAGCAUUGCGAGGAUGAGCUUCGCACAGAUUAGUGUAUAUAGUGUACAUAGUGUGCAUACUAUAAUAAUGCACAUUCACUGUAUAUCACCUUAUUGCACACAGUGUAUAGAUUUUAUAUUAGUACAUUGACAAGUCCAUCACGGCCAAACCUACAGUCAAAUGCUGCUAUGAAUGAAGCUCAAUAAGCACGCAACCACUUCAAAGGUGCAGUUAUAAUAGGAAAUAAAGGACAGCAUUGUGUUCCAGUGA
Molecule: messenger RNA, 1899 nt
Organism: Ornithodoros turicata
Lineage: Eukaryota; Metazoa; Arthropoda; Arachnida; Ixodida; Argasidae
Exons: 4
Coding region: 72-1682 (536 amino acids)
Source: RefSeq, a predicted model, not a curated record